Molecule: messenger RNA, 2493 nt
Organism: Pleurotus ostreatus (oyster mushroom)
Lineage: Eukaryota; Fungi; Basidiomycota; Agaricomycetes; Agaricales; Pleurotaceae
Gene: PUF3
Product: mRNA binding protein puf3
Exons: 13
Coding region: 1-2493 (830 amino acids)
Biological process (GO): nuclear-transcribed mRNA catabolic process, deadenylation-dependent decay
Cellular component (GO): cytoplasm
Molecular function (GO): mRNA 3'-UTR binding
Source: RefSeq, a predicted model, not a curated record
AUGUCUGCGCACAAUCCUAGUGACACAGCACGCAAGCCAUCUGGCUCUUCUAGCCAUUCCGGCGUUCGGUCGGGUACCAGUUCACCAAGUAUUGCUCAGCCUCAACGGAAGUUGACACCGACUGCUGCGAGUAAUAUGUUGGGCGUUGCUAUGAGUGGCUCGUCAAACGCUAUGAAAGGCUUGAAUUCUGGCUGGCAGGUUUGGCCCUCGAAGAGAAACGCUUCUGUUUCUUCGGCUGCCAGCAUCUCUGAGCUUGCUUCAUCGCAAGGUGAAGGUGCCUUCCGCUCUGCCAUCAACGAGAACUGGACCACACCAAGGUCUUCAAGCGCUACGUGGGAUGAUGCAAACGCUAGCCCUCAGCGGAAGGAAUACUCGAAUAUCGAUUCGUUGAAUCUCCACCACCCAAGGCAACGACAGGCAAAUGUGACCACCGCGGCGACCUUUUCUGGAAAUAGAAGUUUUGGCUGUCAGGGCGACCGAUCUGCCACAGGGUCUAAGAGCGGCCAAUUCGCUCAGUAUGAAGUUGGUCUUAGCAAAGAUACUACCAACCAACAACAGCGAUACACAACCUCAGGGUCUCCUCCCCAUUCCUUCCCUACCGUACCUUAUGCGACGACGAGUAGCAUCCAAAAUGGCCCCGGUUCUGGUUAUGAACCUUUACCACAGCAGUCAAUGCCUUCUGCUGACGAUCUUGCAAUGGCCUUUCGCGGGAUGGCCGUAGAGGAUGAUGUGCAUAGCCGGCAACAAGGCAGUUCCUCGCAGCCACUUUCUUCGAGUCCUGGGAACAGAGGGCCCAGUCACCAGACGCGACCACCGUAUGGUUCAUUUCCUCAGGCAGACUACGCAUAUUAUGGCAAUCCAUCGAUACCACGGGAGGCAUACGUGGAUUAUCCUCUGGGCUUCGAUGCCUACCGGACUCAAGUUGACCCUACUGCCAUGUACCUGUCACCGGCGAUGAGCAGCGCAACGGCUUCCACGGUCUACCCCGGCGCAGUCCCUCAGCAUCCUAUGCCCGAUCAUCGGCAGACUACCAACGUCUUCUAUGAUUACUCUGGCGCACCAAGGCCGACCUCCCAGUAUUAUUAUGCCCCAGCUACCAUGGUGUACUCCCCUACUUCGCCGAUGAACCACCAAGCAGCCCCAAAUCCUGUUAUGGGUGCUUCCAAGAAGCGGGAUCAGUAUAGCGGACAUCAACAGUUGGCACCUCAGAACAUGAUGUAUGGGGCCAUGCGAUCGUCGCCGUCACCUAUACAGCAGUCCUUUGGUGCUGUCAUGGAUUACGGGGGAAUGCAAAUGCCAGUCGUGUCCCCAGGCGGGCCAGUGUAUAUGCCUCAGGCUAUGCAAUACUACCCAACGGGGCAUAUUCGUGUCACGCGUCCCGGAGAUGAAGGCCAGGGUGUCUUGGGCCUCCGCAGUGCCCGACUUGAAGAGUUCCGGGCCAACAGGUCGAGGAAAUGGGACAUCAAGGAUAUCUUCGGCUUCGUGGUGGAAUUCAGCGGUGAUCAGCAUGGGUCGCGUUUCAUACAACAGCGGCUCGAGACGGCCACCGCCGAAGAGAAGCAACGCGUAUUCGACGAGAUAACGCCAGGACAUAUAAUAGGCCUCGUUUCUGACGUGUUUGGUAAUUAUGUUAUCCAAAAAUUAUUAGAGCACGGUACUCCUGCUCAGCGCACAAUAAUUGUCAAUGCUAUGGAAGGUCACAUUCUUACACUAUCGCUUCAUAUGUAUGGCUGUCGCGUUGUUCAACGGGCUGUCGAGUACAUAACGCCCGAACAGCAAACGGGACUGCUGAAGGAGAUAGAACCACAUGUUCUCCGAUGCGUCAAGGAUGCUAAUGGUAAUCAUGUUAUUCAGAAGAUAAUUGAGCGUGUCGCUCCCGAGCGACUGGUAUUCGUGGACGUUUUCCGUGGGGCAGUAUUCGAGCUCUCGACACACGCGUACGGUUGCCGAGUACUUCAACGAUGCCUUGAGCACCUCCCACAUACGCUCACCCACCCGAUUAUCGAGGAAUUACACAAGUACACAAUCAACUUAAUGCAGGAUCAGUUCGGGAAUUAUGUUAUCCAAUUUGUUUUGGAGCAUGGUCAACCCCAGGAUAGAGCACUUGUUGUCAACAAGCUUCGUGGACAGCUACUCCACAUGGCUCGACACAAAUUUGCAUCGAACGUUGUGGAAAAGGCAUUGGUUUGCGCGCCCACGGAAAGUCGCCGCACCCUUAUCGAAGAGAUUCUGACUGUGCAGUCUGAUGGAAGCAAUCCUGUCGUUGUCAUGAUGAAGGAUCAGUUUGGGAACUAUGUUCUUCAGCGAGCGAUGACCGUGGCUGAAGGAGAUCAGCGCGAAGAACUGUUCAAUGCCGUCAAGCCGCAGCUCGCGACUAUGCGUCGAGUGUCAAAUGCUUAUAAUAAGCACCUUCUCGCCAUUGAACGGCUGCUUGAAAAGUAUCACGGUCCAUUAAUUUCUGAGCCCGCCCCACCUACUACCUCCUCGUCAUAA